Messenger RNA from Morone saxatilis (striped sea-bass), 6902 nucleotides. It is a transcript of the gene unc5db, whose product is annotated as unc-5 netrin receptor Db. Gene Ontology annotation, cellular component: membrane. The coding region runs from base 76 to 2961 and encodes 961 amino acids. Gene Ontology annotation, biological process: netrin-activated signaling pathway. Lineage: Eukaryota; Metazoa; Chordata; Actinopteri; Moronidae. Gene Ontology annotation, molecular function: protein binding; netrin receptor activity. The record is from RefSeq and is a predicted model, not a curated record. The transcript is spliced from 17 exons.
GGAGGCGAGAGGAGGCACCAGAGAUCCGGAGCACCGUCACCCCGGCAGCGUACCCGUGGAGAGCUACGCGUCGGUAUGGGUGCGCUGACAAAAGGACGUUACCUCUCCAUGACGGGCCUCCUGCUCCUCGUUUAUUGCACAGUGUCCGUGAUCUCCAAAGGUUCCACAGGAGAUGCUCAGCCCGAUGCCCUACCCUCGGUGCAGGGCACCCUGCCGCACUUCAUCCAGGAGCCAGAGGAUGCCUACAUCGUCAAGAGCAACCCCAUCAAGCUGCGUUGUCAAGCUCGGCCUGCUCUUCAAAUCUUCUUCAAGUGCAACGGCGAAUGGGUCCACCAGAGCCAGCACAUGUCUCAGGAGCACACUGACCUGGGGACAGGGCUGAAGGUGCGUGAGGUGAUGAUCAACGUAUCCCGCCAGCAGGUGGAGGAUUUCCACGGCCCUGAGGACUACUGGUGUCUCUGUGUCGCCUGGAGCCACCUGGGCACCUCCAAGAGUCGCAAGGCUACUGUCCGCAUCGCCUACCUGAGGAAAAACUUUGAGCAGGACCCCCAGGGGAAGGAGGUGCCAAUCAACGGGAUGAUCGUUCUGCACUGUCGCCCUCCAGAGGGAGUGCCUGUGGCGGAGGUUGAAUGGCUAAAAAACGAAGAGCUGCUGAGUUCCCUGACUGACGACAACAUCGAUACCCGCGCUGACCACAACCUCAUCAUCAAUGAGGCACGACUGUCCGACUCGGGCAACUACACCUGUCUGGCCAGCAACAUCGUGGCUAAGAGACGCAGUGCCACAGCCACUGUGAUAGUCUUUGUGAACGGCGGCUGGUCCCUGUGGACGGAGUGGUCGGCCUGUAAUGUGCCAUGUGGGCGGGGUGUCCAGAAGCGAUCUCGAACCUGUACUAACCCGGCGCCUCUCAACGGCGGGGCUUUCUGCGAGGGCAUGUCUGUACAGAAGAUCACCUGCAACGCUCUCUGCCCAAUUGAUGGAGGCUGGGACGAGUGGAGCGAAUGGACCGUAUGCAGCAGCCAGUGCGAGAGGCAGCGGAGUCGGGAAUGCAACUCCCCAGCACCCAGACACCGAGGCAAGAUGUGCGAGGGGAACAGCGAGGCCACUGAGAACUGCACAGAUGGACUGUGUACCCAGAAUCGAAAGCUGCUACAUGACGUUAAACCUCAAAGUAUGGACAGCUCCAACGACGUAGCACUGUACUCAGGCCUGGGAGCCGGCAUCAUCGCCGUGGCAAUCCUCGUAGUGGCUGUCAUGCUGUACAGGAAGAACCACAGCGAGUAUGGCGUGGACGUCAUCGACUCCUCUGCGCUCGCUGGGGGUUUCCAGUCUUUCAAUUUCAAGACCACUAGACAAGGCAACCCGCUGCUCCUCAACUCCUCAAUGCAGCCCGACUUAACAGUAGGACGGACGUACAGCACUCCCCUCUGCUUCCAGGACAGCGCCGACAAAGAGCUAUUCGACCCCCUGCCCGACAUCAAGGUCAAAGUUCAGAGCUCCUUUAUGGUUUCGCUAGGUGUGGCCGAGCGCGCGGAAUUCCACGCCAAAGCCCCCGCCGAGACCUUCCCUCGGGACCUGAGCCGGGACUACUGCAACACCGCAGACAGACGCAAGAAGGGCCUGCUCACUCUCAACGGGCCCUUCAGCGCCGGCAAAGAGCAGCUGAGGACCACUGGCGUAUUCGGCCACCCUGGAGGCCGUCUGGUGGUGCCAAACACCGGGGUCAGCCUGCUGGUGCCUCAUGGAGCCGUGGCUGAAAAUAUGUCCUGGGAGAUGUACAUGGUGAUCAAUCAGGGAGAGGCAAGUGUCCAAACACUGGAAGGCUGUGAAAUCCUCCUGGGCCCAGAGGUGACGUACGGCCCUCCAGGUCUGGACCUCUUCUGCCCAGUGGCCAUGACCAUCGCUCACUGCGCCGAGGUGGACACAGAGAACUGGAACAUCCAGCUCAAGAGGAAAACCCAGGACAGCAAAUGGGAGGAGGUGAUGUCAGUGGAAGAGGAGUCCACUUCCUGUUACUGCCUGAUGGACUCGACGAGCUGCCACCUGCUGCUGGACCAGCCGGGCUCGUACGCCCUGGUGGGCGAGCCCCUGACGCAGGCUGCCGUCAAGAGGCUGAAGCUGGCUGUGUUUGGGAGCAUGGAGGUCGGCUCCAUGAGCUACAGCCUGCGGGUGUACUGUGUGGACGACACGCCACACGCCUUUCAGGGAGUGGUGGCAGCAGAGAAGACCAGAGGGGGUCAGCUCCUUGAGGAGCCAAAGAUGUUGCCUUUCCGAGCGAACACCUUCAGCCUCCAGGUGUCCAUCCAGGAUGUUCCCCAGUUCCUGUGGAGCAUCAAACCCUUUACCACAUGUCAGGAGUUCUCCUUCCCCCAAGUGUGGUGCAGCAACCAGCAGCCCCUGCACUGUGCCUUCUCUCUGGAGAGAUACAGCCCUGCCACCGCCCAGCUCUCUUGCAAAAUCAGCGUGCGCCAGGUCAAAGGCCACGAGCAGAUUCUGCAGGUCUACACGGCUGUGGCCGAGACUGAAAAGGAGUCGGUUCCAUUUUUUAUGCAGACAGACUGCACCAUCACGUCCCAGACGGGGCCCAAGGCCUUCAAAAUCCCCUUGUCCAUCCGCCAGAGGAUCUGUGCCACCUUCGACACUGCCAACGCCAAGGGCAAGGACUGGCAACUCUUAGCCCAGAAACUCCACUUAGAUCGAAACCUGGGUUAUUUUGCGAAGCAGCAGAGUCCGUCUGCGGUCAUACUGAGCCUGUGGGAGGCUCGCCACCAGGACACUGCUGACCUUGACUCUCUAGCCAGCGCCCUCGAGGAGAUUGGCAAGAUCCACUCCAAAAGCUCCCCCAAGGACCAGGAUGAGCCGGAGUCUGACUUCAGUCACAUACAGGCAGGCAGUCUGUGCGGAACGGGCACACUAACAAAUCAGAAGACAGAGGACUCUGCUCCAGAAUACACAGGCUGAGCGAUAACAAAGAGACAGUGAGGGAAAACUGACGAACUAAGGCAUAUAUCUGUGUACGUGCACAGCCGGUGAUGGACGACACACUGUGGCGGUGCGCUGGAAGGUCAUCAGGUUGUCUAUGAAUGGACGGUGCGAGCAGUCAACAUGUCGAGGUGAGCCGGCACCCGCUGUGGAUCUACCCCUCUCUUUUAAGAAUCUGUCCGAGGAUGGACUGUAAAUCUUUUCCUGCCUUUCCACUCGAUUUCUAAGUUGAUCUUUGAUUUAUUUGCUCCUUAUUUUGAGUUAAAACUAUCCCCUCUGUACAUUCAUUUCCCAGCUCCGAGGGUGAGUGGGGGAGAAGGAGGGGGGUAUUUCCUAACCCUUGUGCGCCCAUUGUUUUCUGAGUUUGUGUUGGAGGAGAUGGGAGCUCCUCUAUUCCUCGGGACCGCCUCCCCUCCUUUUCCCAGUGGUCAGCAUGGCAGCUGGAUACAUUUGCAUAGAGGUUCUUUUAUGCAAAACACCUGUGGCGUCAUUUCAGAAACACCUGAUCUAGUUUCUUUCUCUUUCCCCCCCACCCACACCAUAUCCCUGUGUCAGCGAGUGAAUGAGGACUUAGAAGCUACUUUUUGACGUCCAAUAUUAUAUUUUUAAAAGACAGCUGCUGAUUGCUUAAGUGUUGUGAUUGUGAACUUUCAAAGCCAAGUAUCUUGAAAUUCACCCAUUUUAAUCUCUUUAAAAAAAAUAAUCUAUUGGAAGUUUGGCAUUGACAAGACAGCCAGCGUUGUAUGAUCAUUUAUAUUAACAAUCCUUUAAAAAUGAGCCCCAGUCUAACCUUGAAGGACAGCGCGGUCAGAGUACUCAUGUGUUAUAGGGAACAAAACAUGGUUGUGGCAUAAUGUGGCAGAGUGAGAUUUCUAACCGUGGCAUUACAGUUCAUUACAGUUUCCUCCGCCAUGAGAUAGACAGGGAGGAAGCUGUAAAACAUCAUUUCCUGGCACCGCAGGGAGUGUAUCGCCGCAUCUUAUCACCCAAUUCCCACCAUUAACACCCGUCACGUAGACCUCAUAUCAGGCCCUGACACACCCGACUGCCCCCCCUCACCCCCUCAGACGCACACAUUGACAUUUCAUGGCUACAGAGGUCAUGUGCACACUGACUGGGAGUUUGCAUAUUGUACAGCAAACAUAGAAGGAAUACUGAUGCCGGUGUCAGUGUCAGAAAUACAACAUGCAGUCGUACAUCUGCUCAAGUCAACACCAAACACACAUCGUUCUGAGAGACAGAUAAGGGACAGGAUGCUCCGUGCAUGUGAGGCUUGAAAUCAGGAAAGCAACCAAUGAGGGAGAAAAGUUGGCUCACCUAAUAGUGCUAGUAGUACUGUAUGACCUUCUGAAUCAUCGUAAAGAAAGAUCAACAAAAUCCGUUGAAAUUUUAGGCUCAACACACUCACAGGUUUUGUUAUUGUACCCAACUAAACAGGACACUCACUGUCAUUGAGGUAAGGAUUUGAGUAGCUGAAACCUGAUUAACACUAUACUGUACCAGUUCCAAUACAUAUACAGUAAAUACAAACAAUCCACAUUUGAAUUCAUCCUUUUUAAAUGAAAUGUAUUCAGAAGGCCUUUAUGUUGCAGAGAGGUUUAAAUUCUGUACCUCAAAUAACAAUUGGUCUCUCUGUCUUCUCUCUGUCAGAGAGAUGCAUGUUGGGUAAAUAAGGUCAUCCAGAUUAUGCAGGCACACAUUUUGUCCCUCGCCCUUAGUGGUAUCUAGCCAUGCAAAUAGUGUUGUUCUGAGAUAUCUGCCUCUGAGAUUUCUGCCUCCACCUCAGUGCGGUGGAGGUGAUGGAAUGUCGAUUGUGGUGCUCAUGGUAUUGAAAAAUCAUACUGAAAGAAAUAAACAGCGAUCUUACCAGGAAAAUGUCACACACUCACACACACUGUUUUCAUACAGACUAUUUCAUAUGUACCACAAAUGAAAUUUCAUUCGCCUUGUACUUGGUGCUAGUUUUAGUUUCUUUUUUUUCGUAAUCUGGAGGGUACUCAAAUGGAGGAGAGCUAGCCAGUGUGAGCUAUAGAAGCAGGUUAUAAUCGAUCCUUUGAAAAAGCACUGACUGUAUACAUUUCUUUUCCCUCCUGUAUAUGAAGUGUGGAGGUUAGCCUUAUUUUGGUGACCUCAGCACUCGGUACAUCCUGUGGUUCGGUCACACAGCAUAACGCAAACUCUAGGAGGAAAGUUAUUUUCACGAAUUUCAUUCAUUGGUUCUGCCCCAGGAAAACAUUUAUUUGUUCCAUGCAGACAGUGGAUAUCAAAUACAUUUGAUGAUACAGCUGGCUUCUGAAUAACAGGUACAAAAAAACAGCAUUUAGACUUUUCCCUCAGUGUUGUAUGAGGAACACUAAGUUAGCUUCUGAUCGGGCUGUACAAGCAAACAUUCGGCUUGCGGAGGUCACACAAAUGUACUUUAAGUCUGUGUUGGAAUAACUUGAAGCCAAGUGAAGCACUUUUUAAUGAGAGUAUACUUUGGCAUUUGGUGUAAAACACCCAAAAUUUGUGAGACUUUUUGGUCUUGUAAAACAUUAUUAAAACAAAUAAACAAAAAGAAGCUAAUUUUGACUGCCAGCUAUGGCACUAUUUUAACUAUAACUCUCCCUUAACUAAAGACAAAUGCAGCAAUGACUCCAGGUUUUGUGAAUCGUCACUGUGAGGGCUUUGGUGGUAGACAUCAGUUAACCUUAUGGUUUGAGUUUUGUAUCUUGGCAUUUCAAAAUCUCACAGAUAAAUUCAGGAAAUAAGCUUACUUGUCACAGUACCUGGAACCGGUAUGUGCAAACAUACAGGAUGAGUAAUGUGGUACCAAUGAAAGCGUUGGCUCUCCCUUGCACACUAUUUGAUUUUGUUGAGUCAGUCUUUGCUUUAAUCCACACCUGAGUCUGUUGUGCCCACAAAUCCCAAAUUGUCUCCUCAAAUCUCAACUGCAUAAAGAGUCAAAAGCAGCAAAAAAAAAAUUGGGAUUUUUUUUUUGGCCUGCGGUUGGAUAAUAUUACAAAGUCAGACACCAUUUCUUCAUCUUCAAAUUGGUACCUCCAACCAUGACUGACUUACAUAAUUGAUUUACAUAAUUAACCUGAAUAAGGAUCAAAUAAAGUCCUUGCUGUCGGCAAAAUAAACUCAACCUGCAGUUCUCAUUUCUUGUCUGCAAAACCAGUUAUUCAACAUGUGUAUUCUUAUUUCUAUUCUGUUGGCUGUUUUUUAAGAUUUGAGAGCUAAAUGUAUUUUGAAUAUUUCCCUCAGUGGUUUAUCAGGAAUGAUAUGAUGUCUUUGAACACAUCACUGAGUAUUUCUGACCUGAUAUAUGUGAACAGUUUCAUCCUGCUAUAAUAAAGAACCCUUUUUAUUUCUCUGCAUCAUCUCUAUGCAUUUCUAAUCAAAUUAUAUUCAUUUUUCUAUGUCAUUUGAGCUGGUAAGUGAAGAAAGUAAAAGAUAAUCUUUUUUUUUUGUUGUUGAUUGUUUCCUUAAUUGUGACUAACUGGAUUCUCCUUUUCAUUCCUGCAAGCAAAGAAUGUCAAAAAUGUAACGCUUAGCGGUGGCUUAUGUUGCAUCGAGAGCAACCUGUCUGUGCGGUACACCCCAUCACCCUCACCGUUCACCGCCAUUCUGGAUGUGUUUCAGCUAUGUCUACUGUAUCUCAUCAGCGUGUUGAAAUUCUGUUUUUUAAAAGUAAACUCAGAUACACACACACACACACACACAAACGUAUUCUCACUAUGUAUAAUGCUUUGGUGUAAGACUAACCCUGUUUCAUGAGAUUAAAAGUUCACUGUUGAGUCUAUGAUUUUCUGUCACCUGAGUUGGUCGGUCUCAUGCUCUUUUUUGCUUCACGCAUGGCCUUUGGCUUCAUAUCACUAUUCUUGUGCCUUGUUUAACUACUGUAAAUGGUGAAUGUUGUAAAGUACAGAUGGGGA